GUCGAGCGGUAUUGCAACGGUCAGCCCCCUCUGGGUCUCAAUGUGGCCGUUCACGGGUCUAUACCGCCCAGUAGUGGUCUGUCCAGCUCGUCAGCCAUGGUCUGUGCCUCGGCUUUCGCCACAAUAAUAGCCUUUCACCAAAAGACCAACCUGCUGUCCAUACCCAUCGAUAAGCUCGAGAUCACUCAACUGUGCAUUAAGUCCGAGCGUUACAUCGGCACCGACUCGGGCGGUAUGGAUCAGGCCAUAGCCAUACUGGCCGAGGAGGGCAGCGCUAAGUACAUUGAGUUCAUACCGGAGCUGACGGCCGUCAACGUGCGCCUACCAGAAGGGGUCGACUUCUACAUCUCCCACUGCGGGGUAUCCAUGAAUAAGGCCGCCACCGCCUACUAUAAUACCCGAGUGGCCGAGACACGACUGGCCGCCGCAUACAUCGCAAAAAAACUCAAUAUAUCCGGCUAUAGGCUGGGCGACCAGCUAUGGGUCGUACAACAGGCCAGUGCUAUACCGCUGGCCCUUAUGGGCGACAAACUAAAGGAGAUCUUCGACCCAAACAAACACUCGUAUAAGGCCAGUUGGAUGCACUGA
Oppiella nova is the source of this 588-nucleotide messenger RNA. Lineage: Eukaryota; Metazoa; Arthropoda; Arachnida; Sarcoptiformes; Oppiidae. The record is from the annotation of a GenBank genome assembly.